This is a messenger RNA of Chondrus crispus (carragheen), 948 nucleotides long. RefSeq lists its product as hypothetical. NCBI's taxonomy places the organism in Eukaryota, Rhodophyta, Florideophyceae, Gigartinales, Gigartinaceae. The record is from RefSeq and is a predicted model, not a curated record. The transcript has a single exon. Gene Ontology annotation, molecular function: protein-lysine N-methyltransferase activity. Gene Ontology annotation, biological process: peptidyl-lysine trimethylation. The coding region runs from base 1 to 948 and encodes 315 amino acids.
AUGCCUUUGAAGAGCAUCACGAUUGAAGUUUCUGAGAGCAGAGAAACCGGCUUCGUAUCUGAUGUACUGUUUGAACUGGGUGCUCUUUCAGUGAGCAUAUCCGACCUCUAUCAAGGGACGGGGGCCGAAGAUCCGAUAUACAGCGAACAACCGCAGGGCACAGUGUCCUUGUCCGCGGCGAGAGGGCAGUCACUCUGGAGAAAUGCGCGCAUCACGGCGUUGUUUCCGCUGUGUUUUGAUAGCGAAGCGCUACUGAUGACGAUUGGGACGGAGUUUGGGCUGGAGCAAACGCCGACGAUGCGGCUCUACAGUGAGGUUUUCGAUGAUAAAUCGCCAGCAGAGUGGGUUGCUCGGGUGCAAUCGAGUUUCCAGCCGAUUUGUCUAGGCGAAUUAACGAUUACGUUUCCAUGGCACCCCAGAGAAGCAGGGGUUACGAACGUGGUACUAGACCCCGGGAUGACGUUUGGAAGCGGGGAGCAUGCGACGACGCAGCUAUGUGCGCGGUGGGUGAUGGAGAAUGUGGGCAAAGGGAUGGAAGUGCUUGAUUUUGGGACUGGAAGCGGAGUGCUCGCGAUUGUGGCGGCAGUGAUGGAGGAUGUGAGAGCGGUGGGGGUGGACUUGGACGCGGACGCAGUGCAGGUGGCGCGGGCGAACGCGGAGCGGAAUGGGGUCGCGGACCGGGUGAGUCUCUACGAAAACGAGGACGAGCCGGAAGGGAGAGAGUACGACCUGGUGGUGGCUAAUAUCAUGGCCGGGCCUCUGAAAUCGUUGGCAGAUCGGCUGGUGUCUAGACUGAAGCCGGGCGGGAUGAUUGGGCUUUCCGGGGUGCUUGUCGGGCAAGCGGAGGAGAUGAGGGCGUGGUAUGGGGAGAGAGGGAUCUGGAUUGAGAACGCAGCAGUGGACUGCGAGUGGGUGCUGUUGGUUGGGAGGAAGAUGGGGAAGCGGUGA